Striga hermonthica is the source of this 510-nucleotide messenger RNA. NCBI's taxonomy places the organism in Eukaryota, Viridiplantae, Streptophyta, Magnoliopsida, Lamiales, Orobanchaceae. The record is from the annotation of a GenBank genome assembly.
AUGGCAGCUUCCCAGCCCGCAACCAUAUCAGUCGGCGACAAGCUCCCCGACGCCACCCUCUCCUACUUCAACCCCUCCGGCGAGCUCAAGACCGUAUCGAUCUCCGAUCUCACCUCCGGCAAGAAGGUCGUCAUCCUCGCAGUCCCCGGCGCGUUCACCCCCACCUGCUCGCAGAAGCACCUCCCUGGGUUCGUGGAGAAGGCCGCCGAGUUCAAGGCAAAGGGUAUCGACACCAUCGCGUGCGUUUCCGUGAACGACGCCUUCGUGAUGAAGGCGUGGAAGGCGGAUCUGAAGAUCGGGGACGAGGUGAUGCUGCUGAGCGACGGAAAUGGCGGAUUCACUAGGGCGAUCGGGUGCCAGCUCGAUUUGAGCGACAAUCCGGCGGGCUUGGGAGUUCGAUCGAAGAGGUACGCCAUGUAUGUUGAGGAUGGAGUCGUGAAGGUCCUGAAUCUGGAGCAAGGAGGGAGUUUCAGUGUUAGCAGCGCCGAGGAUCUGCUCAAGGCCAUCUAA